AUGAGGGUCUUGCUUUGCAUCCUUGGGGUCCUUGCCUUGUUGUCCACAGUUCCUCCAGCGAGAAACUUCUCUCUUAACGGCAAAUGUUCUUCAUUAUACCAUAAAUGCAGAAUGAAGUGCAAUUCUGAUGAAUUUGCAGUUAGAUAUUGUUCAGACUGGAGCAUCUGCUGCAGAAUAAAGAAAGUUGAACAAAAGAAAGAAGUGGUGA
Molecule: messenger RNA, 208 nt
Organism: Pipistrellus nathusii (Nathusius's pipistrelle)
Lineage: Eukaryota; Metazoa; Chordata; Mammalia; Chiroptera; Vespertilionidae
Source: the annotation of a GenBank genome assembly